Messenger RNA from Miscanthus lutarioriparius, 2064 nucleotides. The record is from the annotation of a GenBank genome assembly. NCBI's taxonomy places the organism in Eukaryota, Viridiplantae, Streptophyta, Magnoliopsida, Poales, Poaceae.
AUGGGCGUGAAGACCCAGUCAGCUAAAUGGAGCAAUGCAGCUAUAUCCGUUAUUCCAUCACCAAUUUUGGAGGGAGAUAAUUUUGCUACGCUUCAAGUGGUUAGGCACGCUCUAUAUGCAGAGGCCGAGGAGGUUGCUAAGUACACAGGUGUCCCUGAACUUGACAUGAGCCCAAAAAUUGUCAUUGAAUGCAUCUUGUACAGGGCACUGAAACACAAGCUGAGCAUCAACUGGGAGUCCCAUGGCUCUAACUAUUGGGUAUGUGAUGGGAUUAUACAGGAAGGCACUGAUGGCGGUAGGUCAGCAUGGGAGAUCAACGAUGCUUUGCAGAGGAACAUGAGCCUGGACUUUUGUAGUGUGUGUACUGAAGUAAUCUGUCGAGCGCUGAGUAGUGAACAGAAGAGGUGUAUCAAACGCUGGGUUUCUGUUAUCAACCAGAAUUCCACGGAAGUCCAAUUGACAUCUCAGGCAACAUCCUUCUGUACAACAAGUGGACCAUCAGUUGAUCACAACAGAACCCGGCGGGUUGUAGAAGCAGGCAUGUUUGAGCAUUCAGAUAGGACGACCAAUCUGCGUGUGAUUCAUCUCUCCCACUGCACCUUCAGUUUUUCAUCUCCUCCCUUCGCGAGUUGCAGCAACCUAAGAUUCCUCCUGCUUGACCACUGCAAAAACAAUGACGCACAAGAACUUGGUGAAGAAAAGGAAUGCCAUCAUCAUAACAACUGUAGCCAACAAGAUGGCAGAGCAUGCUUCCGGAAUCUAUGGGUGCUAGAGCUGAGUUAUACAGACUGGUACUGGCUGCUAUCGAAAGACAUGUUGGAUCUGAUGGUUGACCUCACGGAGUUGAAUGUGAAAGGAGCUGGUAACCAGAGCAUCAUGCAUCUACAUCGUUGCAGUGGUGCCGGAAGCAACAGUCGCAGUUUAAUCAAGCUUCGAGUGGUGGCUGAUGAUUCAAAUAAGGCUGCUCCGGACAAUGAUGAUGGUUCUAGUGGUGAUAGAAAUCAACAAGUAUCUCCAGCAGUGGUAGCAUCAUCGUUUUUCCCAGACCUGUCAAGUCGGCACAUCCUCAAGACAGUCAUCCUUGAUGGUUGUAGUAACCUGGAGCAAAUUGACUGCAACGCCCUACCCCUGUCACUAGAGUCAUUUACUUUGAUCAGCAGUGUCACUGCCAGUAGUAAGAUAAAGAGGAUCUCCUUACAGGGGUGCACCAAAUUGAAGAGCCUAUUAUUGAGAGGGUUGUUUGAUAGCCUUGUGGAGCUGGACAUGUCUGGUACAGCAAUUAGAACCCUUGACCUUAGUGCAACGCAAACCUGGGGCCUCAGGCGACUCUUCUUGUUAGGAUGUGAGAAGCUGUGCGCGAUAUUAUGGCCACAGGAGGCAACCAAGGAGAUAUUGUUGGAGAUUUUGCGCAUUGACACCACCAUUACCACCUUUGCAGCAUGGGACAGGGAAGAAGGAAAGUCCAACAAGCAGCAAGAGGCUACUGCUAGUGACGGUUCAAGUAUUAGUAUAGGGUCAUCAUCAUUAGCAAUGGUGUGUGGCAAGGACCGAACAAUCAUCGACUCGGAUUCAUAUAUUUCCAUAAGGGAUCCAAUGCUUUUUCGUUCACUUGAGAGCUUGAGACAUGGAAAAUGGUUGCACGUGGAGAUUUCAUCUACUGGACCAGGUGACAAAGGUACCAGUCAAGGAAUUAAUACUAGCGGUGGUUGUGGCAGCGCUGCUGUAAAUGUGCACAAGCCAGGUGGAAGCUUGUACGCUGAUGACAUCAUCAUCAUUUCCACAUCUAAUGGCAGCAACUCGCAAGCUGAUGAUGAUGCCAUUAGAGAUGUCUUUAAGGCCGCCUUAGUGAUGAGGAGGCGCAAGUGGUUAUGGGGUUGCCCGCCUAUUCCUGAGGAUUCUGAUUGGGCUCACUGCUACAUUAGCAUACAAGAUGAGCCACAGACCGAACAGUUAAUAAAUAGAGCCACAACUCUACCAGCACUUGUGAGCAGGGAUGCUAAGACCUUGCACUUACAUGAUAGCCUGUUCAUCACGUCUCCCAGGGCCUGCACCUACUGCCGCUGA